UAUUUGCAUUUCACAGAUGAUAUAUCAAGGUAGAAUCUGCUCUCCAACCAAACAACUAGCUACAAUUAACUUGGACACUGAUAUUUCUCUUAAAAGACCAGCCAUCGUCCAUCAUGAAAGCUGUCCUGCUUUGUGUUCUGAUCAUUGCUCUUUUAGUUGAAGAUUCUCUAAGCAAACCUAUUUUAAGAAUAGGCGUCAACAGAAAACCAAAUCGCGGUCACUCUGGAUGGUUAGGCGGACACAAAGUGAAACAAAACAAAAGAUUUUGCAAGCGCAAACCCAGUGGUCUUUACCCUGAUCCAGAGAAUUGCUAUGGCUUCAUUCAGUGCUCCUACGGCAAAGCCCAUUACAGAGAUUGUCCCGCAGGAUUGAAAUUUGACCCUACACUAUCCGUCUGUAACUGGGCAACCAUGGUGGACUGCGAAAACGAGGGCAGCGGAGACUUGGAUUGAGAAAAUGUCUUGUAUUGUAAGUGGAGCAAUUGUUAAAACUGCUUCAGGCAUUAAAAUAAGAAAGAAAAUAAAGUUGCUUGGUUUGUAAAAGGUUUGAUUAAAAUGUAGAAUUAAAUGAAAAAUUGACUUCAGGAAA
Actinia tenebrosa (Australian red waratah sea anemone) is the source of this 588-nucleotide messenger RNA. RefSeq names its product putative endochitinase. Gene Ontology annotation, cellular component: extracellular region. Gene Ontology annotation, molecular function: chitin binding. The record is from RefSeq and is a predicted model, not a curated record. Lineage: Eukaryota; Metazoa; Cnidaria; Anthozoa; Actiniaria; Actiniidae.